Diuraphis noxia (Russian wheat aphid) is the source of this 1232-nucleotide messenger RNA. Its product is annotated as protein charybde-like. Lineage: Eukaryota; Metazoa; Arthropoda; Insecta; Hemiptera; Aphididae. The record is from RefSeq and is a predicted model, not a curated record. Gene Ontology annotation, cellular component: cytoplasm. Gene Ontology annotation, biological process: regulation of TOR signaling; apoptotic process; negative regulation of signal transduction.
GUAACAGCGUACAACAGACUACAGUCGUCAGUCCGCACACCACAGCCGCACACAGCGUUUCGUUGUCGUCGUCGUCGUUGUUACCGUCGUCGUCGUUGUUACCGUCGUCAGUCAGUCGAUUAGCCGUCGCGGUCAGAUUCGGUUCACUCCUUAGCUGCUGUACGAAAUCCAAUCGAGCAAAACGUUUACACACAUCUCGUCAGUGUGUGACAGGCGACUUUUUCUCAUUCAUCCGUUGUCGCGUUUUACGAGCAAUUCGUGUUAGUCGAUCGUACAUGUUUGUUAUUCGUCAGUCGUAGUAUUGUCUGUUUCGAAAAGAAUAUUUAAAAGAUAUAUUUUCUUUUAAAACCUUAAACGAAAAUCAGUCAACAUUUCUUUCACUACUUCGUUCAUCAUUACCAUAGCUAGGCGCGAGAAAAAAACGAAAAAAAUGGAAGUCGUACCUCCGUAUUACAUACAACCGUCAUACCCGGUUCAUUCCACUCUCGGAAUCUUGAAAUUGGAGGACAUCGAAUCAGAAACUAGUGCAUUUAUGGCAUUACAUCAGCGGCUUGAAGAAGAGCUUCGGGCCGCUAAGCGUGCGCAACUGUCUUGCGGCGAAGUCUUGUUGCCGCCGGACUUGCUGCACCGGAUAGCUCAUGACGUCCUCAAGAUGGCUGAAAGCGAACCCUGUGGUCUCAGAGGAUGCACUUUGUACCUGAAUUUCGAAGGUGAACAAGAAUGCCGGAAAAUCGGCACGAUCAAAUGCGAUACUAACACAGUGUCCACUUUUGAGUUGUUUCUCACACUCAAACAAAACCCUAGAAAUGCGUGGUCGCUCAUUCCACUAUUCAUUAGGAAUUUUACUAGCGGCGGCACAAUAGUGAUCGAUCACGAAUUCACAAUAGAAAAACGGAAGCUGUAUAGGUCUUUUUUAGAAUAAAGAGCGCCGGAUGUCCGGCKCUGCCGAACGCCAAAUCCUCCACCUCCUUCUCAUUAUCAGUAUCUCAUCAAAACACCAUCACCACCACAACUAUAAAUCCAACCACAACUAGUACGACCGAUAGUACUCGUACCACGAAUAGCACCGCCAUCGCCGUGAUUGAGAGAGAGCAAAGACUGAUCCCCUCGGAACAGCCUGUGCGUUACAAGACGAAAAACACUCGUAUCAAACAUUAGCGGUCUUGUCGUCGAUUAUCAUCAAGUAACAAAAAAUUUGAAAAAAAAAAACCCAAUUUAUAAUAUACGCGUAA